Schistocerca americana (American grasshopper) is the source of this 1257-nucleotide messenger RNA. RefSeq names its product vegetative cell wall protein gp1-like. Bases 1 to 1257 code for a protein of 418 amino acids. The transcript has 3 exons. NCBI's taxonomy places the organism in Eukaryota, Metazoa, Arthropoda, Insecta, Orthoptera, Acrididae. The record is from RefSeq and is a predicted model, not a curated record.
AUGGCGCUGUCGCAGUGCCUGCGCAAAGCGGAGGCCAGCCGCUCGGUAUUUUCCCGGAGCUAUGGAGAGAAGGUGCGUUUUGGAGUCAUGGUCGAGGUGGGAGUGCGUGCUGUUAUCCGCUGUGAAUGGGCACGUGGAGUAUCAGGCACAGAAAUUCAUAACCGCCUUGUUGAGAUGUAUGGGUCAAAUUUGGUCCGCGGCGGGUUCCAGCCGCGCCUUCCGACUUCGCUGCCGCCCCCAAGGCAGCAGCAGCAGCCGUCGCCGCUACCACGCCGACAGCCCGUCCCGUUGAUGCCUCCCGCGCAGCUUCAUCCGGGAGCGCCCCAGGUGGUCGCUCCGGCUCCUGCGGUCCCUCUUCAGUCGCCACCGCCUUCGGAGCUGAUGGACGUCGACCCCUCAGCCGGGCCGCCUUCCCAAGCGGUGGCUGUGCAGCCUGUCCUGCAGCCGCUUUCCUUGGGCACCCCCAAGGAGUCUGACACCGCAGCGCCUUGUCCGGCACCCACUCCGCAGCCGUCGACGCAGCGUCAGGAGACGCUGCCUCUCUUCGUGGGUCCCGACGCCCCGUCGCGUCCAGGGAAGGGCGUGCACGUGUACGACGGCCGGCGCAGCACGCGCUCCGCCCCCGACGCGGAGGCAGAGCUCCCGCCGCCCCCGGGCUCGCUGCUGGCGCUCUCACUGCCACCCCCGCCGCCUCCGGAGCGAUGGCGCCGCGCGGGACGCGACGCCGCCGACGCCGCGCCGUGGCGGCACGCCAUCCACGGUGGCACCGACGCCGACGCGGCGGCGUCCUCCGAGUCGUCGUCGGACGGGGGCGGGCCAACGCCGACGCCGCCUCCCCCGCCACCGUCGGAAGCUCCCGCGCGAGCCACGGCUGCCCGUCACGCCGCGCCGUCGGUCCGCCGCACUCGCGCACACGACACACAAAGCACACGGCACACGCGACGCCGCCUCCCACCUCCCGCCGCCGCGGCCGCUGCAGGCCUACUGAACGGCGCGGCGCACAGCUGCUGCCGCGCCUCGCCGGGCCCCACUAGACGCUCCGCAGCUUACGUAACGGCCCCAUUGAACGCUGGCGCACACGCCACGGAGCUACUCCCUACCCCGCACUGUACACACUUCCGCUACUCGCUACGGCGUGCUUACGUCACUGACAGCGGCGCGCGGCUGCACCGACACAUACGGAACGCUCCGAUCACUCACUGUAGAACUUCAAACACUACCGACAACAACGGACAGAAGGAAACAUCCGGUUCUUGA